Molecule: messenger RNA, 3371 nt
Organism: Anguilla anguilla (European eel)
Lineage: Eukaryota; Metazoa; Chordata; Actinopteri; Anguilliformes; Anguillidae
Gene: ca5a
Product: carbonic anhydrase Va
Exons: 7
Coding region: 425-1378 (317 amino acids)
Cellular component (GO): mitochondrion; cytoplasm
Molecular function (GO): zinc ion binding; carbonate dehydratase activity
Source: RefSeq, a predicted model, not a curated record
UGGAUAGACUAACGGAUUCAAAUAUUAAAAAGUGUCUUCACGACUUAUGACAGAAAAUUAUUAUGACUGAAAAAGUAAUUGACUACAACUGCACAACCCUGUAAGCGAGAAAAACCAGUAGGCUGGGGUAUCUUUAACCAUAGAAAGAAGGUACAUGUUUGUUUGUAAGCCUUCCCCUUUUUGCUACGACCAAUCAGUGGUGACAACGAGGGAGCCGAUCCCCUCCCAUACGCAAUGGAUGGGACUAGACUAGGAACUCAUUUGUAGCCUACCGUGGUAAUUUGAACUGUUUAGGGCAAGUUGUGCGACUAAGGUGUUGUGUGAACAGACUGUGGAACUCUCUCGAAGAUAGUCUAAGAAGGUUUUAAUUAAAGUCUGUUUUUGUAUUAAUUCCAAACGAUAAUUCUGCCUGGGAACUCACAACAUGGUAACGCUCACGGCGAUCGUUGCUCCGAUGGGUCGUCAACUAUUAAAGCAAUUUUCCAGACACACCAGAGGACAUCGAUGGAUCCCCGUCAGAAGAUGCAAUCUCUCAGCAUGUUCCAGCAAACUUGUGCUCUCUCAUGUGCAUCCGAUGUGGCAGGGAACUCUCGCGGUGCCCGGCGGGGACAGACAGUCUCCGAUCGACAUCGCGGUGCGCAAGAGCGUCUUCGACCCCCAGCUUAAGCCGCUGACCUUCCAAUACGACCCCAGGACUUGCCAGCAAAUAUGGAACAACGGCUACUCCUUCCUCGUGGAGUAUGACGACACCACAGACAAGUCAACUCUGAGCGGCGGCCCCCUGAAGGACCCGUACCGGCUGUGCCAGUUCCACUUCCACUGGGGGGAGAGCAACGCCUGGGGCUCGGAGCACACCGUGGACCGCCGCCUCUACCCUGCGGAGCUGCACCUGGUGCACUGGAACGCUGAGAAGUACAGUCUGUUUGAGGAGGCGGUGAUGGAGGAAAACGGGCUGGCUGUGAUUGGGGUUUUCCUGAAGGUGGGAAAGCGACACGAAGGUCUUCAAAAAUUAGUGGAUGCUUUACCGGCCGUCAGGCACAAGGACAGUGUGGUGGAGUUCACAAAGUUUGACCCAGCCUGCCUUCUACCCAGCAACACCCAGGAUUACUGGGCCUACGCUGGGUCACUGACCACCCCGCCCCUGAGCGAGUCCGUGUCCUGGAUGAUCAUGAAGCAGCACAUCGAAGUCAGCCAUGACCAGUUGGCGGUGUUCAGGAGUCUACUCUUCACCUCCGCGGAGGAGGAGGUGCAGAAGAGCAUGGUCAACAACUUCCGCGUGCAGCAGGCCCUGAAGGGGCGCACCGUGCGCUCCUCCUUUUCGCCCUUCCUCCAGGAGGAGCCGCCCACCAACGGGCCACGCCCGGACCACGCCCACUAGCCCCGCCCACCAACCCGCCAACCCCCAACCCACACGGCCCCACAUCUCAAACUGAGGAACCGGCUGUCCUCAGACUGGGGCUGUGCUCUCAGCCACCCGGCAACCACAGAGCUACUGGGAUUGGUCAAGGAGUCUUUGGGUUAGGGGUCAAGGGUCAAGGGGUGGGGAUAGCGCUUGCUGGUUUAUUUCUGUACCAUUGCCUUGGAGAUUUGGUUGGUUGUAGAGAAAUUAACUGUAAAACGGAAGCAUUCUGUCACCCUGAGGGGAAAAAUCAGAUGUUAAUAGUUUUUAACAUUCAACGUUUCAUUGACCAAACUAGUGAUGGACUUUCACACAGUUCUGUAGGAAGUCAACUGCUGCUUGUUUUAAGAAAUUAGUGUGCAACAAUGUGAGUAAUAUCAUCUUCAGAAGCUACCGCUUCACUACUUAGUGACACACGUAUUGUACCUUGGCCCCGCCCUCAGUGGGAGGCACUCUGUUUUGGCCCCGCCCUCAAUGGGAGUCACUCUGUUUUGGCCCCGCCCUCAAUGGGAGUCACUCUGUUUUGGCCCCGCCCUCAAUGGGAGUCACUAUGUUUUGGCCCCGCCCUCAAUGGGAGUCACUGUCUUGGCCCCGCCCCAGUGCGGGCCACUCUGCAAUAAGGGAGGCUGAGAUGAGUCUGACACUGUCUGCAGGAACACUAAAGCAGCGCUGCAUACAACUGCACUGCAGCAUUACAGACAACUGCAUACAACUGCACUUCAACAUUACAGACAACUGCACUGCAGCAUUACAGACACCUGCAUACAACUGCACUGCAGCAUUACAGACCCUCACGUGCUCUUUAACUCUGUCCAGUUCUGAUUCCUAGCUAGAUUAAUGGUGUUAUGCUCCACUUGUGUGCAUGCAUGUGUUUCUCUGUGUAUACGUGCAGGUUAUUGGUGAUUAGUGGAGUGUCCAGGUGUUUUUUGAUGGUGGACGGGGUUACAGGUGCAUUGUGGGCCGGCGGCAGGCGCCGGUCCGUCACCCAGAGCUUGCCUGCCCCUCCGAAUGGGUUCUGACCAUGUGACCUCAUUGGUGCUGCGAACCGAUUGGACGACUCGUAGACGAGUCCCUCCUCUGUCUCAGAGAGAGAGAGAAAAAGUGCCUUCAGGUGAAAGAUGCACAAGCCCCAUGUUUCUCGGCACCUUCAGUAGUGCCUGCUGGUCAGACGCCCGCCCCACCCCCCCCCCCCCCCACCCACGCCUGCACUGGGUCUGUGUGGGGAGACAAACUGGUGAAUCUCACUGCUGCUGCUGUCACUGUGUGAGUUGUAGUGCCGUGUGCAGAGAGACCAGCCCUGUGAGACCUCCAGACAGCACUAGUCGAGCAAAGCUGGGAGUAUACUUGAUGCAGAAACAAACUUCACCUGGUUCAUAUGAACUAAACAGCAUAAAAUGGCGCGCUUGUGGAGAAAAGCUAUAAACUCCACUGCAUUGACUUUGGCCACCGCAGCGCCCGCAUCCCUGCUGGCUGAGACGUCCGCGCGGAGGGUGGCUGCGUUGGCGGUGUCUGCGUCUCAGUCUUCUCUUUCUUAUUUUUUGCAGCGCUAAAUAAACUAAAGCAAUUUAGCAAUCAUCAACGUCCGUUUCGGGAAGUUCCUGCCCCUUUGCCGCAACCAGAUGUUGUCACUUCUGUGUUUCCUGUGGUUAUCACAACCACAGAAUCCGAAUCUACGCUGAGCGGAGCGGAGUGUCACUGAACCGAACAGCUUUAGGCCGAAAUAAGCAUGCACACGUUUGUACGUGGAGCCACGUUUGGCAGUGGUUCGAUUUCAGCCGAGUUCUCCCUCUUAUCAAGUAUACUCCCAGCUUAGCUGCUGCUGAAGACUCUGAGGAGACAGCCCCCACCUUACUGUCUGUUGCCAAUAGGCGAAAAUGCCCCCCCACCUCGCAUUGGUAUUAAAGACAGUUUCUGUGCUGGGGCCAAUAAAGACCAAUUUGGCACGGGGCAUUUUUCUUUGGGGAGGGUCUGU